ACUUGGUCAGGGGCCUGCAUGGGCACAGCCCCCACACCCGGCCACCCAGCUGUUGGCCAAUGGGCUGCUGGGAAAGAUCGGAUGUCACUAUAACACGAGGGCCUGAGGCUGGGGGCAGUGCCGCCCUGUCCUGUCCACAGGGAGCUCCAGCCCUCCUCAGCCCCAGCCCGCAGAGACAGCCCAGCCACCACCAUGUCUGACGAGGAAGCCGAGCAGGUGGAGGAGCAGUACGAAGAGGAAGAGGAGGCCCAGGAGGAAGAGGAAGUCCAAGAAGACGCCAUAGAGGAGGGCCUGGAAGAAGAGAAGCCGAGACCCAAACUCACUGCUCCUAAGAUCCCGGAAGGAGAGAAAGUAGACUUCGAUGACAUCCAGAAGAAGCGUCAGAAUAAGGACCUCAUGGAGCUGCAGGCCCUCAUCGACAGCCACUUUGAAGCCCGAAAGAAGGAGGAGGAGGAACUGAUUGCUCUCAAGGAGAGGAUUGAGAAACGUCGGGCAGAGAGGGCUGAGCAGCAGAGGAUCCGUGCUGAGAAGGAGAGGGAGCGUCAAAACAGACUGGCGGAGGAAAAGGCCAGGAGGGAGGAAGAGGAUGCCAAGAGGAGAGCUGAGGACGACCUGAAGAAGAAGAAGGCUCUGUCUUCCAUGGGCGCCAACUACAGCAGCUACCUGGCCAAGGCUGACCAGAAGAGAGGCAAGAAGCAGACAGCCCGAGAGAUGAAGAAGAAGAUUCUUGCUGAGAGACGCAAGCCGCUCAACAUUGACCACCUCAGCGACGACAAACUGAGGGACAAAGCCAAGGAGCUCUGGGACACCCUAUACCAACUUGAGACGGACAAGUUUGAAUUUGGGGAGAAGCUGAAACGCCAGAGAUAUGAUAUCACCAACCUCAGAAGCCGCAUCGACCAGGCCCAAAAGCACAGCAAGAAGGCUGGAACACCCGCCAAAGGCAAAGUCGGUGGGCGCUGGAAGUAGAGGGGCAGAGGGCCCCCCCCAGGCAGAGACCCUCCACCCCCACUCUCCCUCAGGCCCACUCG
Messenger RNA from Otolemur garnettii (small-eared galago), 1031 nucleotides. It is a transcript of the gene TNNT3, whose product is annotated as troponin T3, fast skeletal type. The record is from RefSeq and is a predicted model, not a curated record. Gene Ontology annotation, biological process: sarcomere organization; muscle contraction; regulation of muscle contraction. Lineage: Eukaryota; Metazoa; Chordata; Mammalia; Primates; Galagidae. Gene Ontology annotation, cellular component: troponin complex. Gene Ontology annotation, molecular function: troponin I binding; tropomyosin binding; troponin C binding. The coding region runs from base 193 to 969 and encodes 258 amino acids. The transcript has 16 exons.